Perognathus longimembris pacificus (Pacific pocket mouse) is the source of this 1821-nucleotide messenger RNA. It is a transcript of the gene Herpud1, whose product is annotated as homocysteine inducible ER protein with ubiquitin like domain 1. The coding region runs from base 93 to 1262 and encodes 389 amino acids. Lineage: Eukaryota; Metazoa; Chordata; Mammalia; Rodentia; Heteromyidae. The transcript is spliced from 8 exons. The record is from RefSeq and is a predicted model, not a curated record. Gene Ontology annotation, biological process: endoplasmic reticulum unfolded protein response; ubiquitin-dependent protein catabolic process; negative regulation of endoplasmic reticulum stress-induced intrinsic apoptotic signaling pathway. Gene Ontology annotation, molecular function: transmembrane transporter binding. Gene Ontology annotation, cellular component: endoplasmic reticulum membrane.
CGAGACGCGAACUGUCGUUGCGGAGCUGUCGGCGGCCGCGACGCCGCCCGCUUGGCAUUUCCGAGCGCAGCCGCGCACUUGGUGCCACCGGCAUGGAGCCCGAGCCGGAGCAGGAACCGGUCACGCUUCUGGUGAAGAGCCCCAACCAGCGCCACCGCGACUUGGAGCUGAGCGGCGACCGCAGCUGGACGGUGGGCCGCCUCAAGGCCCACCUGAGUCUCGUCUACCCCGAGCGUCCGCGUCCUGAGGACCAGAGGUUAAUUUAUUCUGGAAAGCUAUUGUUGGAUCACCAGUGUCUCAGGGACUUGCUUCCAAAGCAGGAAAAACGGCAUGUUUUGCAUCUGGUGUGCAACGUGAAAUGUUCCGCAAAAAUGCAAGAAACGGGCACUAAGGUUACUGAAGCUGCAGAGCGGCCUGAAGGUCCUAAUCAUGGGCAGCAUCUUGGGGAUUCCUCCAGCGAUGGCUCGAGGCAAAGGGAAACUCUUCGGAACCUCUCUCCUGUCUGGGAGAACGUCUCAAGGCCUGAAGCUGUCCAGCAGGCAUUCCAAGGCCUGGGGCCUGGUUUCCCUGGCUACACAACCUAUGGGUGGCUUCAGCUUUCCUGGUUCCAGCAGAUCUAUGCACGCCAGUACUACAUGCAGUAUUUAGCUGCCACUGCUGCCUCAGGAGCUUUUGUUCCAUCACCAAGUGCACAAGAGAUACCUGUGGUCUCUGCACCGACUCCAGCCCCUAUCCACAACCAGUUUCCUGCUGAAAAUCAGCCAGCCAAUCAGAAUGCAGCUCAAGUGGUGGUCAAUCCUGCAGCCAAUCAGAACUUGCGAAUGAAUGCACAAGGUGGCCCCAUUGUGGAAGAAGAUGAUGAGAUAAAUCGGGAUUGGUUGGAUUGGACCUACUCAGCUGCUACGUUUUCUGUUUUUCUCAGUAUCCUCUACUUCUACUCCUCCCUAAGCAGAUUCCUCAUGGUCAUGGGGGCCACCAUUGUUAUGUACCUGCAUCACGUUGGGUGGUUUCCGUUUAGACAGAGACCAGGGCAGAACUUCGCGAAUGAUGGUCCUCCUCAGGAAGCUGUGAAUCAGGACCCCAACAACAACCUACAGCAAGAAGAUGAUCCUGAAGCUGAAAGCCCCAACCACCUCACCCCAGACCGGGGGGUGCUGGAUGCCGAACAGACCAGCCCCUCAUUUAUGAGCACAGCAUGGCUUGUCUUUAAGACUUUCUUUGCCUCUCUUCUUCCGGAAGGCCCUCCAGCCAUAGCAAACUGAUGGGCUUUCACUGUAGCAGCUCAGCUCGAGGCUUUGACAGGCAUGGACUGCAUCACCUGUCCCAGCUCGAGCUCUUCACCUGGACCGGACAUACGCAGUCAUGGCAAACCCACAAGGAUAAUAUGCACAAAGUAAGACAUGAAGCCAUGAUACAGAUUGAAAAAAAACUGCCCGGGGCUUCUCAUGUCUUUAUUCUGAAGAGCUUUACUCUCUAUAAUGUCUGUAGUUUACUAGGCACUGUAAGUAGAAGGCAUUAGUGUCGCAUGUUAAUGCCUGAGGACCCCCCAGACGUGUGCGUCUGCAUGUGUGUUGUACAUAGCAGUCAGGCAGAAAUGGUUCUGCUGGUACGAUUUGAUUCCUGUUGGAAUGUUUAAAUUACACUAAGUGUACUACUUUAUAUAAUCAGUGAAAUUGCUAGACAUGUUAGCAGGACUUUUCUAGGAAAGACUUAUGUAUAAUUGCUUUUUAAAAUGCAGUGCUGUAAACGCAGGGGAACUUGGCAGAGGUGGGAACCUUUGCCGGGCUUCUGUUCAAUAAAGUUUUCCUAUGAAUCACUGUG